Messenger RNA from Blastomyces gilchristii SLH14081, 1737 nucleotides. RefSeq names its product protein phosphatase. Lineage: Eukaryota; Fungi; Ascomycota; Eurotiomycetes; Onygenales; Ajellomycetaceae. Gene Ontology annotation, biological process: post-translational protein targeting to endoplasmic reticulum membrane. The transcript is spliced from 3 exons. Gene Ontology annotation, cellular component: TRC complex; membrane. Gene Ontology annotation, molecular function: molecular adaptor activity; protein binding. Bases 243 to 1340 code for a protein of 365 amino acids. The record is from RefSeq and is a predicted model, not a curated record.
UGGAGUUGGAACGCUUGGCGGGGAAAGCUACGCUACGGUAGUUAGAUCUUCGCGAAUCACGUGGCAAGCCGAGCUUCUAGAACUUCCGAACGGCGAAUUGCCCAGAGGGGAAUCCAGUAGAAUCAAACAGCUACUACUAUUUUCCAACAAGACGAAGCACUGUGAAGAGUGUCAGCUUAUCCGACGGCCUGUACUGUCGAAAUUAUAUACUGUAACGAGGGUUCACUUAGCCCUCUUUGAAAAUGGCCCCAACAGAAUCCAAGAAGCGCUUGGCUCUUGCAAUAAUAGAUUUUCUCAGUGGUAGUCUUAAAGAUGGAACCCUUACCGCGGACGACGCAGAAUCUAUAGAAAUCGCGCAGUCAUGUAUCGCAGAUACGUUCAAGGUCGACCCUUCAGACAAGUCUGCCAUGCAGGAUGCGCUUGGAGGCCAAAGUCUUGCAACGAUCUACAGCGUAUAUGAGAAACUGAAAGGCAAAGGUUCCGCAACAACACCAAGCGCUGCAAGCGAGACAAAGCCAGCAGCAACCCCUCAAAAAGGGACACCAAACGAGGAAUCGGAGAAGUUAAAAUCACAGGGCAACGCAGCCAUGUCGCGCAAGGACUAUCCUACUGCAAUUUCCCUUUAUACACAGGCUCUUAACAUUGCACCCUCGAACCCGAUCUAUCUCUCCAACCGCGCGGCCGCCUACUCUGCUUCCGGAAACCAUACCAAGGCUGCGGAGGACGCUGAAAUUGCCGUGGCCGCGGACCCAAAAUAUGUUAAGGGGUGGAGCAGACUUGGCCUGGCUAGAUUUGCGCUUGGCAAUGCCAAGGGCGCUGCGGAAGCGUAUCAGAAGGGCAUUGAUGCCGAAGGAAAUGGCGGCAGCGAGGCUAUGCGCAAGGGGCUGGAGACUGCAAAGAAGCGUAUUGAGGAAAUGAAGAAGGAGGAGAAUGAACCCCCCGCUGAAGACGUUGAUGAUUCCUCUGGUUCCUCGCGUGGAGCAGGAGGUGCUGGUGGAAUGCCGGACCUUUCAGCUCUUGCGGGAAUGUUUGGAGGCGGUGGUGCGGGAGGAGGGGCAGGCGGUAUGCCUGAUUUUAGCUCGAUAAUGAGCAAUCCCAUGUUUGCCAGCAUGGCGCAGAAUCUUAUGAGCAACCCUGACAUGAUGAGUAACCUCAUGAAUAACCCGCGCAUUCGACAAAUGGCGGAAAGCUUUGGUGCGGGCGGAGGUGGUGCUGGUCCUGGUGGUCAGGGUGGAGGACUUCCAGAUAUGGCCAGCAUGAUGAAUGACCCCAAUAUUGCUGAAAUGGCAAGAAAUUUGAUGGGCGGAGGUGCUGGACGUGGUGCAGGGAGAGGAGCUUGAUUCCGCCACCUAAAUUUGGAGCAUGUUUAAUAUGGUAGCAUUUCGUUUGAAUCGUGAAAAUGGUGUUUUUAUUAGCUUCAUAUAGCAAUGGAUGUAGUGCUGUUACAUUUUAAUAAUAAACAGAUCGAUAUCCCUAUAUUUUAUUCUCUACUUAUCGUUCCGGGCCGCUAUGUCUAUCCCGUAAACUCCCUCUUCCUUGCUUCAGCGGCAGAAAUAGCUACGCCAAAGACCCAAACACGCUGUGAGGUAGAAUUUCAUGGAAAAGAGAACAUCUAUGAUCAAUUUUAAGGAUGUAAAAAAACCAAUGAAAAAGAGACGAUCCUGAUAAGGAAUUCUUUUGAUAAUAUUUUAAACAAGCUCUCACGUUUCGACCUAUGAUGCCCUGUAUAGAGAAAAC